GGCCCUGGCCCAAAUUGUAUCCAUUCUUGUUUAACCCCCCCCCGACCAUAAACCCAAUCUCUUCUCUGGUUCUGGUUCUCCUCUGUUGCCGAUACCUGGAGUGAUGAACUUCUCGUCACACGUUUCGUACACGACGGGUCGUUUUUUCGCCACCACCUCUUCUCCUUCUUCUUCGUGGAGAACAAAACCGAACCUUUCCGCUGGAAUUAAGUCAAAUAAAGUUGACUUUGCGCUGACCAGAGGCCAUGUUCAGCUUCGAAGUAAUGGCAGCAGCCGCCGCCGCAAAACGACGUCGUGUUGUGCUCGGACGAACGCAAUGGAAGUGGAAAAAGAAGCGUUCUAUUUAGUCCGGAAAGGAGAUAUUGUUGGCGUGUAUAGGAAUUUCGGUGACUGUGAGGCCCAGAUUGGUUCUUCGAUAUGUGAUCCUCCUGUUAGUGUGUACAAAGGUUACUCCUUGCCUAAGGACACUGAAGAACAUCUUGUGUCUUUUGGACUUACCAAUGCAAUUUACACUAUCAGAGCUGAAGAUUUGAAGCAGGACCAUUUCGGCAAGCUUAUGCUUUGCCCUUUUCAUGAGCCAGCACCUUUAGAAUGUGAAGAAUCUGUAAACGGUUCCGAUGAAGUGCCUGGAUCAGAAAAUGUGGGCUUCUGUACUCUCGAGUUCGAUGGUGCAUCAAAAGGAAAUCCUGGACUAGCUGGUGCUGGAGCUGUGCUGCGGGCUGAUGAUGGAAGUUUGAUCUGUAAAGUUCACGAAGGUCUGGGUAUUAAGACCAAUAAUGUUGCUGAGUACCGAGCUCUGAUUUUAGGGUUAAAAUGUGCUCUCAAGAAAGGUUUUACCAAGAUUCGAGUCCAGGGUGAUUCCAAACUUGUUUGUAUGCAGGUUCAAGGUUUAUGGAAGGUCAAAAACCAGAAUCUGUCUGAUUUGUGUGAAGAGGUGAAGGAACUGAAAGAACAAUUUGUCUCCUUUGAGAUCAGUCAUGUUCUGAGGGACAAAAAUUCAGAGGCAGAUGCUCAAGCAAACUUGGCAGUUCGUCUUAGUGAAACCCCUGGAAAACCAGCCCAAAAUGACCUGAGCAAAAAUCCGGCGAAACCCAAAAUGAUGGUGGCAAGGUUAAUGAGAUUGCUCCCCAAAAGAGCUUCAAUUCGUUCUUCGUCUUCAUCAGUAAAGCGUCUAUUUUCUUCAAGGCCGUCUUCCUCCGACGUCGUUUCGAGCACGGCUGCUGACCUUGCCGGCGUCGGCGAUGAAGAUGGGCCCGUCUACUCUAACUCAGCUGCUGCUGGUUCUUCUGCAUCGGAGGCCGUUUUGCUACCCACUCUGCUUCAGCCACGUGUGGUGGUCUUCGAUGGGGUCUGCCAUCUCUGCCAUGGAGGGGUGAAGUGGGUGAUUAAGGCAGACAAGCACAGGAAGAUCAAAUUCUGCUGCCUACAGUCUGAGACAGCUGAGCCUUAUCUGAGAUUGUGUGGGCUUGAUCGAGAGGAUGUUCUUCGUCGAUUUUUGUUUGUUGAAGGCCCUGGGCUGUAUCACCAAGGCUCCACUGCUGCGCUGAAAGUAUUGUCAUACUUGCCUCUCCCUUACUCUGCUUUAAGCACACUCAUGAUAGUCCCAACUCCUUUGAGAGAAAUUGUCUAUGAUUACGUUGCCAAACGACGCUAUGACUGGUUUGGCAAGUCUGAAGAUUGCUUGGUUUUGAAAGAGAAAGAGUUGCUCGAGCGUUUCAUUGAUAGGGAAGAGUUGAUGGCUCGAGGUCGAUCAGAUUUCUAAAUUAGCUGCAAUCAAGCACGUUUGCUUAUGAAUUGAUGUAAGGAAAUGAAAGUACAACAUCACCAACGUACGGUUUGAUUUACGGGCUCAAUCCAGUCACCUAGAUCAACGAGCUUGAUAUAACAAGCACAAUGUGAUCCAAUAGUUUAACCAUAUAUUGCAGCUUUGGACUGCAUAUUCUUGGUCUGUACAGAUUGCUGAUAUUUAAGGGGUCAUCAAAAUUCUAAUGCAGUAGCUCCUUAAUUUGUUUUU
Messenger RNA from Rosa rugosa (rugosa rose), 2014 nucleotides. RefSeq lists its product as uncharacterized. The coding region runs from base 104 to 1762 and encodes 552 amino acids. Gene Ontology annotation, molecular function: RNA-DNA hybrid ribonuclease activity; nucleic acid binding; protein-disulfide reductase activity. The record is from RefSeq and is a predicted model, not a curated record. Lineage: Eukaryota; Viridiplantae; Streptophyta; Magnoliopsida; Rosales; Rosaceae. The transcript has 10 exons.